Messenger RNA from Halichondria panicea, 971 nucleotides. RefSeq lists its product as uncharacterized. Lineage: Eukaryota; Metazoa; Porifera; Demospongiae; Suberitida; Halichondriidae. The record is from RefSeq and is a predicted model, not a curated record. The coding region runs from base 120 to 971 and encodes 283 amino acids. The transcript is spliced from 4 exons.
UAAACAAAGCAUCAAGAAUUCUCUGUUCUGACUGGCAUUAAAUCUGCACUGAAGAAGUAAGCUUCAACCACAACAUUGAAUCUUGGAGCUGGCACAGUUGGUCUAUUCUUGACAGAACCAUGAAGAUGACAUCUCAGAGACAUGCCCGUUAUCUCUCAAUUGAUCCGGAUGAUGAUGUUACCCUGGUUUUCCGUAAGCCUAGUUGGCAGCUCAGAGCCUGCCUUGCCUCUGUGUUGAUCACCCCUGUCCUCUACCAACUCUACCUCAUUAUGGUCACCAUCAGAUACAUACUCUUCUUACAAAUUUUUUCAUCUCCCCCACGUCCUGCUUGCCCUGUGGUUGACUUGAGUUGGACCGGAGUGUUUUCUUGUGAGCUGGGAUGGAGGGGGAGUGCACUGGCCGUUCUCAUUCUGUCAGCUGUGCUUAUCACCUGCUACUCACUCAUCACUGCCUGCUUGGUGAGAUGGAACCCUCGGAAACAAUGGAACUCAACCACAUCAGUUUUUGAUACUCAAGAAAAGCCUACCAAGUUUCAAGUGAGAGUUCAGAGCACUAAUCGACUGAUGUUGCCCCCCACUCUCAGUCUGUGUAUACUGUUACUGAUAUUCCGCUUAUUGUUACAAUCAGGAGAUGUUGAAGCAAACCCUGGACCAACGCUUGGCUCUAUUCUGACUAUUGAUGAUUUGAAUUCUGUUUACGAGAAACUGUUAGAAGCCGCCGAAAACUGGUUCUUCCUGGGACUUUCCCUGGGAUUAGGUCAUGGCACCCUCAAGAAUAUAACAGAUGACUAUCGCGGGAACAGGAAAUAUCUAUGUGAAAUGAUAGCUGCUCGCUUGAAGACCGGCCCUCUCACCUAUUCUGAAAUAUGUCGGAGUCUCAGAUCACCAACAGUUGAUCGGAAUGAUGUCGCUGAGGCUAUAGAGGAGGCAUGUACAGGUAUGAAUAGUCAUGAGGCUAACAUCAAUGGAUAG